Messenger RNA from Zingiber officinale, 3336 nucleotides. Its product is annotated as cellulose synthase A catalytic subunit 7 [UDP-forming]-like. Lineage: Eukaryota; Viridiplantae; Streptophyta; Magnoliopsida; Zingiberales; Zingiberaceae. Gene Ontology annotation, cellular component: trans-Golgi network; plasma membrane. Gene Ontology annotation, biological process: cellulose biosynthetic process; plant-type primary cell wall biogenesis. The record is from RefSeq and is a predicted model, not a curated record. Gene Ontology annotation, molecular function: cellulose synthase (UDP-forming) activity. The transcript is spliced from 12 exons. Bases 92 to 3235 code for a protein of 1047 amino acids.
AAAAUGAUCAGGUCACCAUAUAAAUAUCUCUCUAGCUCCUCACCCAUCCCGACCACCUAUACAUCCUCUCCGAUCAAAUACUACUUCCCAUAUGGACUUCGAGUCUGGCACUGGACUCGCCAUGCACAGCCAUGAAGAGAGCAAGGCACAGAGGAACGACGGCAACGCAAAAGUUUGCCGUAUUUGCGGUGACGAGAUCGCACCGAGAGACAACGGCCAAGUGUUUGUCGCCUGCCACCACUGCGGAUUCCCGGUUUGCCAGCCUUGUUACGACUAUGAGCGACGAGAGGGAAACCAGACCUGCCCACAAUGCAACACCCGUUACAAACGCCACAGAGGUUGUGCGAGGGUCGAAGGAGAUGAAGACGACGAAGGCGUAAAUAUGGAUGAUUUCGAUGAGGAGUUCCAAGUCAAGAGUCCUCCUAACAAGUCCCCCGAUCACAACCAAUUUCGCUUUGAUGUUAACUCGGAGAAUGGAGAAGAACGUGCACAAGCAUGGAGACCCAAUGAACGGAACUUGUCGUCCUUUGCAGGCAGUGUUGCCGGAAAGGAUUUGGACGUGGAGAGCAACCUGGAUUGGAAGGAUAGGGUGGAGAAAUGGAGGGAAAGGCAAGAUAAGAAAGGGCUGACCAACAAAGAUGAAGACCUCGGCCGGGAUGAUCAGGACAACAACAACUAUGAAGAUGAGAUGCUCAUGGCGGAAGCUCGACAGCCACUGUGGAGGAAAGUGCCAAUCCCAUCGAGCAAGAUUAACCCCUAUCGCAUCGUGAUCCUCCUCCGCCUCCUCAUCCUAGUCUUCUUCUUUCGGUUUCGUAUCAUGACGCCUGCGAACGACGCAUACGCCUUGUGGCUGACAUCGGUGAUCUGCGAGAUUUGGUUUGCUCUCUCUUGGAUCCUCGACCAGUUCCCCAAGUGGUUUCCCAUCACCCGUGAGACCUACCUCGACCGGCUUUCCCUGCGCUUUGAGCGCGAGGGGGAGCCAAACCGGCUCGCCUCGGUCGACUUCUUCGUGAGCACAGUGGAUCCGCUGAAAGAGCCUCCGAUAAUCACUGCCAACACCGUCCUCUCCAUUCUCGCCGUCGACUACCCGGUGGAUAAGGUCAGCUGCUACGUGUCCGACGAUGGUGCCGCCAUGCUGACCUUUGACGCCAUGUCGGAGACGGCGGAGUUCGCCAGGAGGUGGGCGCCCUUUUGCAAGAAGUACAGCAUUGAGCCCCGGGCCCCUGAGUUCUAUUUUUCACAGAAGAUUGAUUACUUGAAAGACAAAGUGCAGCCCAGCUUUGUUAAGGAGAGAAGGGCAAUGAAGAGAGAGUACGAAGAGUUCAAGGUAAGGAUCAAUGCGAUGGUUGCCAAAGCACAAAAGAAACCAGAGGAAGGAUGGGUGAUGCAGGACGGCACACCUUGGCCUGGCAACAAUACCAGAGACCAUCCCGGCAUGAUCCAGGUAUACUUGGGGAGUGCAGGCGCGCUUGACGUAGAGGGCAAGGAGCUACCUCGUCUCGUGUAUGUCUCACGAGAGAAGCGACCGGGCUACCAACACCAUAAAAAAGCUGGAGCCAUGAACGCACUGGUUCGGGUGUCGGCAGUGCUUACGAAUGCACCAUUCAUUUUGAAUCUAGAUUGUGAUCACUACCUCAACAAUAGCAAGGCUGUGAGGGAGGCCAUGUGCUUCCUCAUGGAUCCUCAACUGGGGAAGAAGCUCUGCUAUGUCCAGUUUCCUCAAAGAUUCGAUGGUAUCGAUCGUCACGAUCGGUAUGCGAAUCGGAACGUGGUUUUUUUCGAUAUCAACAUGAAAGGGUUAGAUGGCAUCCAAGGGCCGGUGUACGUCGGAACCGGUUGCGUCUUUAACCGGCCAGCUUUGUACGGUUAUGAUCCCCCCAAGUCAGAGAAGCGGCCAAAGAUGACGUGCGACUGCUGGCCUUCAUGGUGUUCCUGCUGCUGCUGCUGCGGUUCGAGAAAAUCCAAAGCUAAGAAAGGAGGAGAGAAGGGGGGAUUCUUAGGGCUUUACAGAAAGAAAGGCAAGAACAACAAGGUGGUAGUGAACAAGAAGAGUUACGGUAAGCGGGGAUUUGAGCUAGAGGACAUUGAGGAAGGUUUGGAAGGAUACGACGAGUUGGAGAAGUCGUCACUCAUGUCGCAGAAGAACUUCGAGAAACGAUUUGGACAGUCUCCGGUGUUCAUUGCAUCAACCCUCAUGGAGGAAGGUGGCUUGCCGGUCGGAACCAACUCUGUUGGCCUCAUAAAGGAGGCCAUCCAUGUUAUCAGCUGUGGCUAUGAAGAAAAAACCGAGUGGGGGAAAGAGAUUGGAUGGAUAUAUGGUUCAGUGACAGAAGACAUCUUGACCGGCUUCAAGAUGCAUUGCAGAGGUUGGAAAUCAGUAUAUUGCACUCCCAGUAGAGCAGCAUUCAAAGGCUCCGCUCCUAUAAAUCUCUCUGAUAGGUUGCAUCAGGUGCUACGUUGGGCAUUGGGCUCGGUGGAGAUCUUCUUGAGCCGACACUGUCCGCUAUGGUACGGUUAUGGUGGCAAUUUGAAAUGGUUAGAAAGAUUUGCCUACACCAACACCAUCGUCUACCCCUUCACAUCGAUCCCCCUCGUAGCUUAUUGCAUAAUUCCGGCCAUCUGCCUACUCACCGGGAAGUUCAUCAUCCCAACUAUUGAUAACAUAGCCAGUGUAUGGUUUCUGGCCCUUUUCUUAUCCAUCAUUGCCACCGGAAUCCUGGAACUCCGAUGGAGUGGAGUCAGCAUCCAAGACUGGUGGCGCAACGAGCAAUUUUGGGUCAUCGGCGGCGUCUCUGCCCACCUCUUCGCCGUCUUCCAAGGCCUCCUCAAGGUGCUCGGUGGGGUGGACACCAACUUCACUGUCACUUCCAAGGCUGCCGACGACGCUGAAUUUGGGGAGCUCUACCUCUUCAAGUGGACCACCCUUCUCAUUCCCCCGACCACAUUGAUCAUUCUGAACAUGGUUGGAGUUGUUGCCGGGGUGUCUGAUGCUAUCAACAAUGGCUACGGUUCAUGGGGGCCUUUGUUUGGGAAGCUCUUCUUUUCCUUCUGGGUUAUUGUCCAUCUUUAUCCCUUCUUAAAGGGGUUGAUGGGGAGGCAGAAUAGGACUCCAACCAUUGUGGUGUUGUGGUCCAUUCUACUUGCUUCCAUCUUCUCACUGAUUUGGGUGAGGAUUGACCCUUUCCUGCCCAAGCAGAAAGGGCCAGUGCUGAAGCAGUGUGGAGUGGAGUGUUAAACAACAUAUUGUCCAUCUUGAUAAGUUUGUUUCAUCUAGUAAUAUUGGUUGUGAAAUAUAUAUGCAUCAGUUCAACAACAGAGCAUAAUUUGAAAGGUCAA